UGUUAAUUGGAUUAUUCGAGUUGACUGGACCGUCUGUGGAAGGAGAGAUCCCUGGUGUUUAUUCUCUACGAGCGUUUUUCUUUUUCUUUGAGGUAAAAAUGCCUCUUUUUAUUAACCGGGACCAGAUAUUUGCGCAUCAGGUACACCUGCUGGAGCACAAACUGAGGAGUAAAGAGGAGCGAAUACUGGAGCUGGAGACAGAGAACGCUAUUCUCCAUUUAAGACUUUCCGAGUGUUUGGGGAAACUCCGUCGGGACCAUGAAGAGGAGACCCUGAACCAGCAUCAGCACCAGAGCAACGCUCAGAAGAUGACACAGUUGUCCCUUGCCAAACUCCUCGCUGAGGUCCAGGCUGUGAAGCAGGACUUGAGUGAACUUUUCGCAGUGUACUUCAGUUUUUCCAGCGAGCUGGAGGAGCAGAGCAAGCAGCUGCUGGACAAAGUAGAGCAAGCCAGCUGUUCUCUGAAUGGUCACCGUGGAGACGAGGUUCAGAACUUGCAAGCUGAUGUUGCAGCUCUGGAGCGCUCUCUGGAGGAGGAGAGGGAGCGGUGCAGGGCCGAGAGGCAGCGGAGGAAAGCGCUCCACAAUGCACUGGUGGAGUUGAGGGGGAACAUCAGAGUUCACUGCAGGGUGCGACCGCUUCUACCCUUCGACUACGUCCCGUCGUCCACCUCUGGAUCCAGGCCUAUGUCAUCGGAGGAAGUGGUCUCUGCAAUCAGCAGCGACACUGUGAUGGUGAAUUGCAUCAAAACAGGGACGCCGGUGCAAAACAAGAUGUUCGAGUUUGAGAGAGUGUAUGGACCAGAGGAUUCACAGGAGGCCGUGUUCCAGGAGGUCAAGCCGCUCCUUACUUCCCUGAUGGACGGCUAUAAUGUGUGCAUCAUGGCGUAUGGGCAGACAGGCAGUGGGAAGACUCACACCAUGAUGGGAUCCCAGUUGCUGGAGGAGCACUGGGGGCCGCAGCAGGAAGCACAGCAGGGAAUCAUCCCCAAGGCUGCUGCUGAGCUCUUUCGGCUGAUCUCUGACAAGCCCGCCGAGACCCUCACAGUGGAGGUGUCGGUGAUGGAGGUCUACAACAACGAGGUGCUUGACCUUUUGGCAAGAGAUGCGCAGGGCAGCGGCGCCGACCAGCGCCGGGAGGUCAUCACCAACUCCGCCGGCACCAGCCAGGUCACCUCCCUCACACACGAGCCUGUGCAUAAUGCCUCGGAGGUCAUGCAGGUCAUCGGCAGCGUGUUGAAGCUCCGGGCUCACUGUCCCACCCUGUUCCACGCGGACUCCUCGCGCUCUCACUUCAUCGUCACCUCCAGGGUUUCUCCCAAGAGCCCAAACGCUCUGCCCUGGGCCCGCAGGCUUCAGAGUGCCAAGAAGGCGAUGCAGCGCUCCGCCCAGAAGGAGUGGUGGAGCCCGGGCUGUCGCCGCGCCAACCCCGGCGGCGCUGCCCACCGCUCGUCCAACGACCACCUCUUCGCCAGCACGCCCUCCUCGCCGUGCCGCUCCCCCUCCCAUUCCCCGUGCCCCUCGCCGAGGCCCAGCGUCUCGCAGGCUCCCUUCAGGACCAAGCUGCAGCUGGUGGACUUGGCCGGGAGCGAGUGUGUCGGCAUGUCUGGAGUGUCGGGGGCAGCUCUGUGGGAGGUGUCCUGUAUAAACCGCAGUCUCUCUGCUCUGUCUGAUGUGCUGGGAGCUCUGGCCGAGCAGAGGCCACACGUCCCCUACAGGAACAGCAAACUCACUCAUGUCUUACAGGACGCCAUAGGCGGCGAUGCCAAGCUGCUGGUGAUGCUGUGUGUGUCUCCCACGCAGCGCUUCGUCACCGAGUCUCUGCAGUCUCUGGGCUUCGGCGCGCGGGCCCGUCAGGUCCAGAAGGAGCUGCCGCGCAGGAAGAAUAACACCCUCAAAGUUAAGUGACCGGCCAGAGAACACGUUCCACUAUUUUGCAGAUAGACCCGGGACGUUAUUGCCUGCAAAACAUAUCUGAGUGUAUAAUUGUCGUCGUGGUUGUUUUUCUGUGUUAGAGAGGCCCUUAUUGUUCUUGUUACUUAAACUGGGAAAUGCACGGCUUUUUGACAGAAGUAUAGAUGAAAUAUGUGAAGCCACAAAUAUUUGUAUGAUGCUGGAAGUAUGAACUCACGGUAUUUCGUUCACCUUUCAUUUAGCUGUAGAUGAAGUCAAUGGUCAACAGUCCUGUAUCAUCAUGCAAAGGCUUACUUCCACGCCGUGUAGUUAUGUUUAUACAGUACUUGCACUCAUGUCAUUGCAUUCUGCAUCUGUAACACUAUAAACCUUCCAAAUGCCUUGAUGGAGAAGUCUCAUUAGGAAGAUAAAAAUAAACUGCUGGUACGCAAAAGAUU
Gasterosteus aculeatus aculeatus (three-spined stickleback) is the source of this 2350-nucleotide messenger RNA. It is a transcript of the gene kif25, whose product is annotated as kinesin family member 25. Gene Ontology annotation, molecular function: microtubule motor activity; ATP binding; microtubule binding. Gene Ontology annotation, cellular component: microtubule cytoskeleton. Lineage: Eukaryota; Metazoa; Chordata; Actinopteri; Perciformes; Gasterosteidae. The record is from RefSeq and is a predicted model, not a curated record. Gene Ontology annotation, biological process: microtubule-based movement.